GUUACGAUGCUCCGUCAACGCACCACCGUAGAUGCUCCAUGAACGCACCACCGUAGAGCAAACCGAGGAAGUGUUGCUACUGCGUCGUGACGACGUGCCUAUCGGAGAAAGACAGAGCUGUCGGAGCGAGGCUGAAGACCAACAGCUGUUAACCAGGAGCUGCUUUUCAAUCCGGCUGCUGUUUAAACCCUGCGUGUACUCCCCGUGUACUCUGUGUACUCCCUGUGUACUCCCUGUUAGCUUCCUGUGUACUCCCUGUGAGCCGGCCCUGAGCAUGGUUUUGCGGGAGGUCCCGGUGGAGAACAUGGCCCGUCCUCUGGGCAGGAACGAGGUCAUCGGGCUGCUGUUCCGUCUCACCAUCUUCGGCGCCGUGACCUACUUCACCAUCAAGUGGAUGGUGGACGCCAUCGACCCGACCAGGAAGCAGAAGGUGGAGGCACAGAAACAGGCGGAGAAGUUGAUGCGUCAGAUUGGAGUUAAGAACGUGAAGCUGUCUGAAUAUGAGAUGAGCAUCGCCGCUCACCUGGUCGACCCGCUCAGCAUGCAGAUCACAUGGAGGGAUAUUGCUGGUCUGGAUGAGGUGAUCACAGAGUUGAAGGAGACGGUGAUCUUACCGGUCCAGAAGAGACACCUGUUCCAGGGAUCCAGACUGCUGCAGCCGCCCAAAGGCGUGUUGCUGUACGGACCCCCGGGCUGUGGUAAAACCCUUAUCGCCAAGGCGACGGCCAAGGAGGCAGGCUUUCGUUUCAUCAACCUGCAGCCGAGCACGCUGACGGACAAAUGGUACGGAGAGUCCCAGAAGCUGGCCGCCGCCGUCUUCUCAUUGGCUGUCAAACUGCAGCCGUCAAUCAUCUUCGUAGACGAGAUAGACUCGUUCCUGAGGAGCCGCUCCAGCUCGGACCACGAAGCCACGGCCAUGAUGAAGGCUCAGUUCAUGAGUCUGUGGGACGGCCUGGACACAGACCACCACUGCCAGGUUAUCAUCAUGGGAGCCACUAAUCGUCCUCAAGACCUGGACUCUGCUAUUCUGAGGAGGAUGCCGACCAGGUUUCACAUCAACCAGCCGAGUAUGGGCCAGAGAGAGCAGAUCCUCAAACUCAUCCUGGAGAACGAGAGCGUGGACCACUCAGUCGACCUCGUUGACGUCUCCAGGGAAACGGACGGUUUUUCAGGAAGUGACCUCAGAGAGAUGUGUCGCGACGCCGCUCUGCUCUGUGUCCGAGACUUUGUCCACGCUCAGAACGACAGUCCAUCAGAGGACUUCAUCCGUCCCAUCCAUCAGUCAGACCUGCAGAAGGCCAUCGGGAAGAUGAAGAAAUCUAAGAUGGCGGGUGGACACGGAGGCCUGCUGCACGCCGCUCUGGACUGAACACACACACACAGACACACACACACACACACAUGCAUACACACACACACACACACACAGAGACACACACACAGACACACACACACACAUGCAUACACACACACACAGACACACAGACACACACACACAC
Molecule: messenger RNA, 1499 nt
Organism: Sander lucioperca (pikeperch)
Lineage: Eukaryota; Metazoa; Chordata; Actinopteri; Perciformes; Percidae
Gene: atad1b
Product: ATPase family AAA domain containing 1b
Exons: 12
Coding region: 32-1369 (445 amino acids)
Cellular component (GO): mitochondrial outer membrane
Molecular function (GO): ATP hydrolysis activity; ATP binding
Source: RefSeq, a predicted model, not a curated record